AUACAUACACUCACCAGCCUCUUUGGGGGGGGGGGGGGGGGGGGGGGGGGGGGUCAUGGAUUUGGCUGUGGAAGUGUCCACACUCACAGCAGCCAUCAUAGCAGCUUUGGAGGUUACAGUGGUUGGAAGACCGAGGGUCUUUUUGCUGUAAAUGAAAAAGAAACAAUGCAACAUCUAAACGACCGUUUGGCUUCCUACUUGGAGAAGGUUCGGUCUCUGGAGCAGGAAAAUUCUCAACUAGAGAUGAAUAUUCGAGAGUGGUAUGACAGGAACCAGCCCAGCACUUUCCCAGAUUUCAGCUGCUUCUUUAGAACCAUUCAGGAGCUUCAAGGCCAGAUAUCUUCUGCUACUAUAGAAAAUGCAAGGAUUGUGCUGCAGAUAGACAAUGCCCGGCUGGCUUCAGAUGACUUCAAGAACAAGAAUGAAAUAGAGAUGAGGCUGAGGAGUAGUGUUGAAUCUGAUGUGAAUGGUCUUCGGCGGGUAUUGGAGGAGCUUAACCAGGAGAGAUGUGACUUGGAGAGUCAAGUCCAGAACCUGCAGGAAGAACUUAUGCAGAUGAAGAGGAACCAUGAGGAGGAAGUCAACUCUCUCCGUGCUCAGCUGGGUGCCAGGGUCAACGUGGAAGUGGAAGCAGCUCCAUCUCUAGAUCUGAACAGAGCUUUGUCUGAGAUCCGACAACAAUAUGAGAACCUGAUGGACAGGAACAUGAGAGAUACCGAGAGCAUGUUCCUUCAAAGGAGUGAAGAGUUGAAUCGUCAGAUGGAAUCUGGAUCUGAACAACUGCAGUCUGUCCAAACUGAAGUCAUUGAGCUUAGACGGAAUGUUCAGACUCUGGAAAUUGAGCUGCAAAGUCAACUAAGCAUGAAAUCCGCAUUGGAGGGAACUCUUGCUGAGACAGAAGCCAGUUUUGGUGCCCAGCUGUCCCAGUUACAAUGCUUGAUCAAUAAUAUAGAAGCUGAGCUGACACAGAUGCGUGGAGACUUAGAGAACGUCAGAACCAUGAGUACAAAACACUGA
Messenger RNA from Staurois parvus, 1017 nucleotides. Lineage: Eukaryota; Metazoa; Chordata; Amphibia; Anura; Ranidae. The record is from the annotation of a GenBank genome assembly.